GACGCCCCUCUCUCUCUCUCUCACUCUGCCUACAAAGCCAACCCGGCUCUACCUUUUUCUGCUUUUUCUAUCAUGGAAAUGUUUUCUAAUAGGCGGCGUUAAGAGUGUUGGUUUUAUUUUUUUUUGCACUUUCUCAUUCUGCAAUGUACGACCGUCUGGAUCCCCGCUCGGCCGAGAGAGGACGGCUUUUUGUAGGUAUAAUACAAGGAAGCGUCGUCUGAGAGAGAGGGAGAGAGAGGGGGAAGGAUUGACGCUUUUUCCUCCUCUCCUCCUCCUCCUCCUCCUCCUCCUUCCUUUCGCCCCCCCCUCGCCUCCUCUUUUUGGCGGAGAGGAGAAGUUGAGGCAGGAAUAAACGCUUCUUUUUUUGUUGUUGUGUUUGUUUUAACCCCUUUUUUUGUUAUUUUUAAUGCAUUUGAAUUCUACUGCGCAACGAGCUCAGGGUCACGUGGGCUUGGAGAGAGUUGGGUCGAUUUUUUGCACAGUUCAAUGUGAGAAACUGAGAGAAACAAACAACUCCUGUGUCUUUUUUCCUCUACUUCUGUGGAUAACUGGUACUGUUGAUACUUUUGCAUUAUUGCAAGAGGAGGCUGAGAGGGUUUUUGUUUGUUUUUCAGCCUUGGAGGUGUGGAGUAUUAAUUCUUAUAUGCCUGGGGUUUGAAAAACAAUGGAGACGCACAUUUCGUGCCUCUUCCCGGAAAUUUUGGCCAUGAUUUUCAGCUAUCUGGAUGUGAGGGACAAAGGCAGGGUAGCCCAAGUGUGUAUCGCUUGGAGGGACGCAUCCUACCACAAGUCAGUGUGGAGGGGGGUGGAGGCCAAGCUGCACCUCCGCCGGGCCAAUCCCUCCCUGUUCCCCAGCCUCCAGGCUCGGGGCAUCCGGAGGGUCCAGAUCCUGUCCUUGCGUCGCAGCCUGAGCUAUGUGAUCCAGGGAAUGCCAAACAUCGAGUCCCUCAAUCUGUCCGGCUGCUACAACCUCACAGAUAACGGGCUGGGUCAUGCAUUUGUUCAGGAGAUCCCGUCGCUGAGGGUGCUGAACCUGAGUCUGUGCAAGCAGAUCACGGACUCCAGUCUGGGCAGGAUAGCUCAGUAUCUGAAGAACCUGGAGGUGCUGGAGCUCGGUGGUUGCAGCAACAUCACCAACACUGGGCUUCUGUUGAUCGCCUGGGGCCUCCACAGGCUCAAGAGCCUCAAUCUGAGGUCCUGCAGGCAUGUCUCGGACGUGGGGAUCGGACACUUGGCGGGGAUGACCCGCAGCGCGGCGGAGGGCUGUUUGAACCUGGAGUACCUGACUCUCCAGGACUGUCAGAAACUGACGGACCUGUCACUCAAACACAUUUCCAAGGGGCUGACCAAGCUCCGGGUACUGAACCUGAGCUUCUGCGGGGGUAUCUCGGAUGCAGGGAUGAUCCACCUCUCCCACAUGGCCUCCCUGUGGAGUCUUAACCUCCGCUCCUGCGACAACAUCAGCGACACGGGGACCAUGCACCUCGCCAUGGGCACCCUGAGGCUCUCCGGGCUCGACGUUUCCUUCUGCGAUAAGAUAGGGGACCAGACCCUGGCUUACAUUGCCCAGGGGCUGUACCAGCUCAAGUCCCUGUCCCUGUGCUCGUGUCACAUCUCCGACGACGGGAUAAACCGGAUGGUGAGGCAGAUGCACGAGCUGAGGACCCUGAACAUUGGACAGUGUGUGCGCAUCACGGACAAAGGGCUGGAGCUCAUAGCCGACCACCUGACCCAGCUGGCGGGCAUCGACCUGUAUGGAUGUACCAAAAUCACAAAGAGGGGACUGGAGAGGAUCACACAGCUCCCCUGCCUUAAAGUGUUGAACCUGGGACUCUGGCAGAUGACAGAGAGUGAGAAAGUGAGGUGAUUGGAAGUGUUUUUUUGUGUUUUCGUUCUUUCUGUUUUUGGACGGGGACCGAGGGGGACACGAGGAGCAGAAGGAGGGGUAUUAGAUGGGCGGGUAAACUUCUUUUCUUAUUUAAAAAAAAAAAAAAAAGAGAGAAAACCUCCCUUUUCCCCUCUGUGUGUGGUUGUCUAAGGUGUGCUUCUCCCAUGUGACCAAUAUUUUGUGUUCAAAUGUUUUAUUUUUCUCUCUGUUGGCCUUGCAGGAUUCCAAUUAGUGUUUUAUAUGACUUAAUAUUCUGCCUGGUAGGAAGCAAUUAAAACGUACUUUUGCUACGAGCUCAUGAAAAUCCCCGUUAACAAUUGCUUUGAUCUCGUAUUGGGAUUUAAUAUCUCAGAAAUUCUGACAUCAAACUGGAACAACAUGCAAUGCAAAUGAGCUUGUUUUCACAUAUUUAAAAAGGGGUUAUUUGAAUAAUCUGCUUACUGGCACUUGCUUCCAGAAAAUUGUUAAAGUGAAACUUGCAUCCAUCCAAAGUUGCAUUCAUCUUUUGGUUUUAAAGCAAAGUGAGGUUUGAAAACUUUUUUUUAAAUUUUUAUUUUUAACAGUGAGUCAGGAUUUGAGACAUUUACGACUAAUCUCCGCUACAGCCAUCACGCCUAAAACAUUUGGCUACCUCGUAUGUGGUUGUUUUCAAAGGGUGUAUACUGUUAAGAGAAAAACAGAAGGAAAGCAAGAAUGAGAGACUGGGAGAAAAUGUGCCUAAAGGGACUGUGUCUGCCCCCUCCCCCCAUCCCUCCCUCCCUCCCUCCCUCCAUGAGCAGAGCUGGAGAAAGGAGACCAGGACACAAUCUAACUACCUUUGUUAAUUUACCCCCAUAAACAGCAACAAUUUCCCAGAGAGAGAGAGAGAAGGGACAGCAAGCUGUAAAAUCUUUUCAGAUUUUAAUGAUGACGCUUUAUGCAAAAAAAAAAAGCAACAAAAACAUGAAUCCGCUAGUGUGCAAGAGCUUUUUUUAUUGUUUCUUUUCCUUAUUUUUUAGGGAUAAAGUCCAACUUUCAUGCCCUUUAGAGACGUGUUGUGUUCAAGCUUUGGCCAAUAAAAAGGAGACAAGAUUGUCAGCUUAUCCUUAGAAUAAAUACCUACAGUCAUUCUAUAAUAAUACAAUAGAUAUAGGAAUAUUAUAGUGCUACAAUGCUAAAUAAACAGUACGACCAGGCUGUCAUUAAACAUACUAUACAUCCAUGUAAGUUUUUUUUAUAGGAAUAGUAUAGUGCUACAAUGCUAGAUAAAUAAGAAAAAUAUGAUCAGGCCGUUGUUAAACAUAAUAUACAUCCAUGUAAGUUUGUUAUAGGAAUAUUUGGUAUUUUUUCUGAGGGAUGCUGGUGGAAAUAAAUGUCAUUGGAUGUUUUUCAGAGCGCCGUACUUCAAAUUGAAGUGAUUUCUAUAUCUUAUACCCUUUAUUGAUCGAAACAAAUCAGGGUUUGUCUCAUGGCUUUAUUUUCCCACGUUAACGGCAACACAGGUCGCAUUCAUAUUCAUGUUGCUCUCCGAGAGAGGAGAGUAGGAAUAUCUUUUUUCCCCUCCUCUUUUUCUCCAUCUCUCCCUGAAUAAAAAUACCCCCAAUCCAUUUUGAGACAUGCCUAGAAUAAGGAGCAAUCGAUUAUUUUUCUUUCUCUCUCUAUCCGUGUCGGGUUACAAGCGGACUGCGUCUCUUUCCCUCCCCAUCUCUCUCUCUCUCUUUCACACACACACAUUAACACACACAUGCACACAUGGAGGCCUGUGUGUGCGCGUUUUAAUGUAAUGCAAUGACCUGCUAGAAAAAUUAAUAUACGGAUGUGCGUCCUGCUGAAAAAGCUGUGUGUGUUUGAAAAAUUAAAAAAGAUGUACUGUAUAUUAUGUGUUUGUAAAGAAGAAAAAAAUGCAGAAUCCCAAAAUUAAAUUGUUUUAUAUUCUUACGGUUAAAACAAUUAAAGAUAUUUAUA
Messenger RNA from Anoplopoma fimbria (sablefish), 3832 nucleotides. It is a transcript of the gene fbxl14b, whose product is annotated as F-box and leucine-rich repeat protein 14b. Gene Ontology annotation, biological process: SCF-dependent proteasomal ubiquitin-dependent protein catabolic process. Lineage: Eukaryota; Metazoa; Chordata; Actinopteri; Perciformes; Anoplopomatidae. The record is from RefSeq and is a predicted model, not a curated record. Gene Ontology annotation, molecular function: protein binding. Bases 665 to 1867 code for a protein of 400 amino acids. The transcript has a single exon. Gene Ontology annotation, cellular component: SCF ubiquitin ligase complex.